Messenger RNA from Echinops telfairi (small Madagascar hedgehog), 2060 nucleotides. RefSeq names its product kinesin family member 22 (gene KIF22). The record is from RefSeq and is a predicted model, not a curated record. The transcript has 13 exons. Lineage: Eukaryota; Metazoa; Chordata; Mammalia; Afrosoricida; Tenrecidae. Bases 7 to 1986 code for a protein of 659 amino acids. Gene Ontology annotation, molecular function: microtubule motor activity; DNA binding; ATP binding. Gene Ontology annotation, biological process: mitotic spindle organization; microtubule-based movement; DNA repair.
GGUGGAAUGGACGCGGAGCGGCCGGCGAAGCGGAAACGGCGCGAGAUGGCGACGGUGACUUCAGGAGCUGGUCGCUGUCUGCCAAGCAAGGCGAGGGUUAGCCGGCAGCCGCCGCCCGCUCGCGUGAGAGUGGCUGUGAGACUGCGGCCAUUUGUGGACAGGACAGCCAAUGAUAGCCCCUGCGUUCAAGGCCUGGACAGCUGCUCUCUGGAGAUCGCCAACUGGAGGAACCGCCAGGAGACGCUCAAAUACCAGUUUGACGCUUUCUACGGCGAGAGGAGCUCCCAGCAGGACGUCUAUGCCGGCUCUGUGCAGCCCAUCCUCAGGCACCUGCUGGAAGGGCAGAACGCCAGUGUGCUUGCCUAUGGGCCCACGGGAGCAGGGAAGACGCACACCAUGCUGGGCAGCCCCGAGCAGCCGGGAGUGAUCCCAAGGGCUCUCAUGGACCUCCUACAGCUCACCAGGGAGGAGGGGGCUGAAGGCCGAGCGUGGGCCCUCUCCGUCACGAUGUCCUACCUAGAAAUCUACCAGGAAAAGGUCUUAGACCUCCUGGAGCCUGCGUCGGGAGACCUGGUGAUCCGAGAAGACUGCCGGGGAAACAUCCUGAUCCCAGGCCUCACCCAGAAGCCCAUAAUCAGCUUUGCAGACUUUGAGCAGCACUUUCUGCCGGCCAGUCGAAAUCGGACGGUCGGGGCCACCAGGCUCAACCAGCGUUCAUCCCGCAGUCACGCUGUGCUUCUGGUUAAGGUAGAGCAACGGGAGCGGCUGGCCCCAUUUCGCCAGCGAGAGGGCAAGCUCUACCUGAUCGACUUGGCCGGCUCAGAGGACAACCGGCGCACUGGGAACAAGGGGCUGCGGCUGAAGGAGAGCGGUGCCAUCAACACCUCCCUCUUCGUGCUGGGCAAGGUGGUGGAUGCGCUGAACCAGGGCCUCCCUCGCGUCCCCUACCGGGACAGCAAGCUCACUCGCCUGCUGCAGGACUCCCUGGGUGGCUCUGCCCACAGCAUCCUCAUUGCCAACAUUGCCCCCGAGAGGCGCUUCUACCUGGACACAGUCACUGCACUCAACUUUGCUGCCAGGUCCAAGGAAGUGAUCAACCGGCCUUUUACCAACGAGAGCCUGCAGCCUCACGUCUUGGCGCCUGUUCAACUGUCUCAGAAAGAACUGCUAGGCUCCGCGGCUAAAAGAGCCCGAGGACCUGAGGAGGAGGCGGGGAGCCCCGAGCCCCCAGCAGCUCCAGCCUCUGCCUCCCAGGAAAUGGGCCCCCUGCAGAAGCUCAGCAGCAUGGACCCGGCGAUGCUGGAGCGCCUGCUAAGCUUGGACCGUCUUCUGGGCUCCCAGGGAAGCCAAGGAACCCCUCUGCUGAACACUCCAAGGCGACAACGAAUGGUGCUCAUGAAGACAGUGGAGGAGAAAGACAUGGAGAUAAAGAUGCUUAAGGUGAAACAAAAAGAACUGGAGGCCAAGAUGCUCGCCCAGGAGGCUAUGGACCCAAAGGAGAAGGAAAAUUCCCCUCCCGCAAGGCUCCGACCCCUUUCCCGACACACAGUCACAGUAGCUAAGCCCCUGAAAAGGGCUGUGGUGAUGCCCCUACAAUUGUUGCAAGAGCAGGCACCAUCCCCAAGUGCUGAGAUACACAUCCUGAAGAAGAAGGGCCGAAAGAGGAAGCUUGAGUCCCUGUGCGCCUCCGAGCCAGAGGAGAAAGCGGAGGAGGGCUGGGAGCCACAGAUUAGCCCAGAGCUGCUGGCCCACGGGCGCCAGAAAAUCUUGGACCUGCUCAACAAAGGCUCAGCCCGGGACCUGCGCAACCUGCAGCGCAUCGGCCAGAAGAAGGCCCAGCUCAUCGUGGGCUGGAGGGAGCUCCACGGCCCCUUCAGCCAGGUGGAGGACCUGGAACGCGUGGAGGGCAUAUCGGGGAAACAGAUGGAAUCAUUCCUCAAGGCGAACAUCCUGGGCUUUGCCGCGGGCCAUCCCUGCGGCUCCUGACUGCCUUCGGCUCUCACUGUCUGUUCCGUCCGUGUGUAACUGUGUGUUGUGUAAAUACAGUUUUUGUGCCCGUG